Molecule: messenger RNA, 1749 nt
Organism: Hibiscus syriacus
Lineage: Eukaryota; Viridiplantae; Streptophyta; Magnoliopsida; Malvales; Malvaceae
Exons: 5
Coding region: 1-1749 (582 amino acids)
Source: RefSeq, a predicted model, not a curated record
AUGGAUUGGAGAAAACUUUUUGGGAGUUCAACCAGUCAAUCCCUAAACUACCAUCCCCCGACUAUAAGAGAUGGGAUUCCAACGAUCAAUCCUCCUCCAGAGAUCCUAGAAGCCGGAAUCUCCGAGUGGAAAUCAUCUUUAGUGGGGCAGUUUCUCAGACCAGCGCCUAAUUUCACAACAUUGGAAAGAAUUGUUGACUCGCUGUGGACGAAAGCUCUGCAAGGUUCACGUGUUCAGGAACCCUAUCUUAAACGUUUGAACUUUGAUUUGUCCAAAAUCCCUAUCUGGGUUCAUCUGUUCAACGUUCCUUUAGAACUUUAUUCACAAGCAGGCUUAAGCUAUAUUGCUAGUGGCAUUGGUAUUCCUAUCUCGAUGGACUCGGUUACAACCUCUAAAACUAGACUAGAGUUUGCAAAGAUCUGUGUUGAAAUAGAAGUUGAAGAUGUCAUUCCCAAAACCUUAGAAGUUGUUCUUAAAGAUAACAUAACCACUUCGAUUCACAUAGAGGUUCCUUGGUUGCCUCAUUGCUGCAGGAAAUGUAAGGUGUUUGGUCAUAAUGAAAAAAUCUGUCUGGUCAAAACUAACACAAAUCCUACCCAAGUUUGGAAGAGAAAAUUUGAUUCCAAUUCUAAUUCCACUUCCACGCUAGUAGAACCAGAACUCUCUAAGGUUCAAGUUGUUACUAAUUUUGAUCUUGUUGUAUCUAUUCAUGAGACGAUUAACGCAUCUAAUCCUAACUGUGCUGAUCUAAAUGAAGUUCUACCUGAUUCCUUUGUUGGCUGCCAAAUAAAAGAUCCUGCAAGUAAAUCUGUUCCUACUGACUUUACAUGUACUGUUCCUAAUGAAGUUCCAUCAGACUCAAAUGAUGGCUCUCAUGAUAAAGUUUAUGUAAUUCCUACUGACUCCAUUCCUCCAUCUAAAGAGGGAACAUCAGUUCCUAAAAAAGUUAGAGGAACACCAACUAAGGAUAAAGCCUCUUUCGCAGGCUCAAGCAAUAGAUUUGAAAUACUUAACUCGGUUGAAGACAACUACUCAACUCUCGAUGUGCCUCAAAGAGCAAGUCGACAUGCUUCCAAGGGUGUAGCCAAACUGGCCCUCCUUCUCAAUGAUUGUGGUGACUUCAACAUCACUCUGCACCCUUAUGAAUCUUCAGACCAUGAAUUGUUAUUCCCUUCCUCCUCCCCUGAAAUGAAAGAAUUCCAGGAAGUCUCCCAAGAUCUUAACCUCUAUGAUAACCCCUUCUUUGGUCCUCUUUUCACAUGGAGCAAUAAGCAAUCUGGUUCCUAUCUUGCUAGAAAGCUUGACAGGGUUCUUAUUAACUCAAAUUGGGCUACAACUUUUCAUAACUCUGCUAUUGAAUUCUUAGCUCCAGGAGUUUCAGACCACUGUAUAACUAUGUAUCCUACUGCCCUUGGUAGUCCCAUGAAGGUUUUGUUCCUCAAACUCAAACGCCUCAAGAAUGAACUUAAAAAUCUCAACAAUUCUUGCUACAAUGAUUUACCUUCUCGGGUCAAGGCUAAGAAGCUUGAAUUAGAAAAACAACAACUUGUUUCUUUAAAGGGUGAGGAUUCUUUUGAUAAAGAACUACAAUUACAAAAAGAUUUACUUAUCCUUGAAGAAGCCGAGCUCAUGUUCUUGAAACAAAAAGCAAAGGUUCAAUGGAUCAAACAAUGGGACAGAUGCACUAAAUACUUCCACUCUGCAGUAGCUGUUAAGAAAAAGAAGGAUACUAUCCAAAAUGCUCAUUAG